Magallana angulata is the source of this 3927-nucleotide messenger RNA. RefSeq names its product OTU domain-containing protein 5-B-like. Bases 167 to 1720 code for a protein of 517 amino acids. The record is from RefSeq and is a predicted model, not a curated record. NCBI's taxonomy places the organism in Eukaryota, Metazoa, Mollusca, Bivalvia, Ostreida, Ostreidae. Gene Ontology annotation, biological process: protein deubiquitination. Gene Ontology annotation, molecular function: cysteine-type deubiquitinase activity; K63-linked deubiquitinase activity. The transcript is spliced from 10 exons.
AAAACCUGACGUCACAGACUGUCGCCAUUUUUGCUCGAAGUUGAAAGUCUUACACAUUUGUGCUGCAUUUUGUGCCAAAAAAGGCCACAAUAACCCGUUUUCCCACUCACCACACAAGAAAACCUGUAGUUAACAGCAAGGAUCAUCGGUUGACACACAGUUAACGAUGACUAUCCUACCGAAAAAGAAACCUACGACGUCGAAAACCGAGUGUGAAUCCAGCGAGCACCAGGGUGGACAUGCAUCGCACUCCCACCAACACCACCAAGCCACGACGGACGCUCGCCACGAAAAGGCCACCCGUUCCCGAAACUCGCCCACCCGCUGGGUUCCGUCGACCGCGAGGGAGGAGAAACUGGCCAGCCACGAUCCAGGGGGAACCUUUGAAGGUCAUGAGAGUGUGAACAAUAAGAGGAGACAUCGUUCCUCACCCCACCGGACGCACGCGCGGAAACACCGCAUGCACGCCUCGGCCACGGUCACUUCGAGGGAGUAUCAGGCCUCCACGGAGUAUGAAGAGACAGGGUAUAACAGUGGUGACGAAUAUGUGCCUCCCCAACACCCUGACAACAUAGAGGAGCUUGAAGCUUGGUUUGAGAAAACGUUGAAGGAAAAGAAAGGAUGGGACAUAAAGAAGAUGGGAGAAGACGGGGCCUGUCUGUUCCGAGCUGUCGCUGACCAAGUGUAUGGGGACCAGGAAAUGCACGCCGCAGUCAGAAAGAUGUGUGUGGAUUACAUGCUGAAAAACUGUGACUACUUUUCGCAAUAUGUUACGGAGGAUUUUACCACUUACAUUAAUCGAAAGAAAAUGGAAAAUUGCCAUGGAAACCAUGUUGAGAUGCAGGCAAUGAGUGAGAUGUUCAAUCGACCGAUUGAGGUUUACCAAUACAGCAUAGAUCCAAUAAACACAUUCAACUGCCCUUACAAGACAGAAAAUGAGCCCAUUAGGAUAAGUUACCAUGGUAACGUCCACUACAACUCCAUCGUGGAUCCGUUCAAGGCCACCAUUGGUGUAGGUCUGGGACUGCCAGGUCUACAGCCGGGGAUGGCUGACAAAACUCAGAUGAGGGACGCUGUCCGACAGUCUGAAGAUGUUCACAUAGAACAGACCAUGUUGGAGGACAAGCUGCGAGAGACAGACUGGGAGGUAACACAGGAGACAAUAGAGGAACAGGUGGCGCGUGAAUCCUACCUACAGUGGUUAAAGGAAAGCGAGAACCAUGCUCGCAAACAGAGCUCUCCUCGGUCAGCCAGCGCCACUUGUAGCUCCUCCAAAGACAACUUGUACAAAGAUCUGGGGUCUCCUGAACUCUUGCAGCAGGGGAGAUCACCCAGGACCCGGAGUAACCCGGGGUCAGGAGGGAACAGCCCUCAGAGGCUAGACACGGGACGCAGCAAUCCCAGCAGCCCCCAGCAGGGCGAGAGUGCCGGUCAGCGAUCCCCCCUCCCCGAGUGUUCUGGAUACAAUGCCUCCACAGUGUCAGACACUCUUGGCAGCUUGGGGGCAACAGGAGGGGCCCAGGACUUGAUGACAACCAACUUUGUAGAAACCUCUUCCUUAAUGAACUGCUACAAUUCCGAUAUGUAUGGUCUUUCUGAUUGGAUGGAUGAAGAUGACAUCAUGACUCAGGUGAUAGCCCAGUCUCAGAAGGAGUACCUGGACAGCCUCAAGAAGUCCGCCUCAUCUUCCCCCACCCCCGAUCCCUCCACCUUCAGCUAACACAGGGCCACGUCUAACUCCUUUAUUUUAAUUCUUCAGGUUAUAGUAGCUUCUGUACACAAAGUUAAAGAUAGGCGCAACUCGCACGUAUCAUCAGAGACGUGUACGACUCGCGUGUCUCAUCAGAGACAUGUACAACUCGCGCGUCUCAUCAGAGUGACUCGCGCGUCUCAUCAGAGAUGUGUACAUAGGUCCUCAUUUCUCGAACCUUUUCAAGCAAUUUCCGUUAUAGUGAACUUAGUCUUUUUUUGACAUUAUGCAGCAUUUUACUUCCAUUUGAAAGGAUAUCCUGAAGGCCUUAAGUUCUAAUGCUGAUAUCAUUGCAAGUGAUAGAGAACUUGUCAUAGUUUUUACAGAACAUGUAUAUUGAAAUCAUUUAUUGGAACCGAUGAUUGUUUGGAGGAAUCAGAUCUUCUCACUGUAGAGCAUACUUAAUAUAAAAUGUAAAUUUCAUGAACAUGCAGAUUUCUUGUUGUUCUCAUAUUGACUUGGUUAUGAACACAUUAUGGAUGUCGCAAGAAACACAUCAUGUACAAGUUAAUUUUUCCAGACAAAUUUUAUCACUAGAUUGAGUUAUUUUUGUUAGUGAUUUUGUUAUGUCUACUGUCACCCUUUGAGUAGCAGGACUAUUAACAACUAGAAAAUAUGAAAGUGCCACUGGGAUUAAAGUUUUAUGGUUAUUAUUUUUAUUUUAUUUCAAAAACUUGGAUAAUGUUUCUGCAAACCAAAGAAAUUAUUACCCAGCAAGAAUAUACCCCUAGUGUAUCAAGAGGCGAUGUGAAAGAGCGUUGAUUUUACAUGUAGAAAAUGGUGGUAAAGUUAACAUGGAAAAGGUCAAAGGAAUAAAUGACACCAUUAAAGAGGCUGGUCAAACACUUUAAACAUCAGAUCUACCUGAAAUAUUUUACAUGUGAUAUUUAAGGCCAGUAACUAUUAUUUAGAAAAGAAAAAAAUCAAUUAUUUUGGCUGUGAAAUUUGAAUGUUUACCUAUAUUUUUUAUAAAGAACUCUUUGUUCUAAGGAGAUUAAUAGAGUAUUGGUCAUCCAGCCCUCUUAAUGCCACAAACAACAGCAAACUGAGUUUUGUAAAACAUUUAUUCAAUUAUUUUUUUUAAUAGAAUUAUGUCUGCAGGACAAUUCAUAGUCAACUGUAAAUUUCAAGCACAUAUGCAACAAACAAAUGUUCAUCUUUCAUUAUCGUUUUGUUUUUUUCAAUUUUAAAAACACAUUAUACCAUACUUAUCUGUUUGUGUAUUGAAAAAAUUAUAUAUGUAAUUGUAUAUCCUGUGGAAUCAUUGAAAUUUUUGGUUUAUUCCAGUUUUUGUGGAUUGUCAACUUUUGAAUGGUUCAUAAGGGUGUGUGAUUUUUGUAGGUAGGCUUAUAUGUUUAAUGAAUAAAGACCACAUUUUGUAGUUUGUUGGGGAUAUUAAUAUGUGUGUCAGGAUACUCUUUAAAUCCCCACAAAUUCAGCCAUUACAAAUUCUAAUGCCUCCACAGUAUAUGUCUAGGGUACUGUGUUUAAGUGUUAAAAGAAACCCAACUUUUUUUUUAAUACAUGUAUUUUUAUUUUUGCUUAUUAAAUGGUUAUUUUGAAAGAGAAUAUUAUCAUAAAUGUAUGGUUAUAACUUAGAUUUCUAUUAUGAUAGAAAAAAUAUAUUUUAUUUUAAUAUUUUUGAACUGAAAUUUAAAAAAAUUGAAUAUAUGUACUAUGUGCAAAUUGUUUGGUUUAAAUUGAAGCAAACAAAUAGUAGAUAUCUACAACAUGUAAAUGUUUCAUAAUUUAUGUGGAUUUAUGAUAGCAAGUGAUUGCAAGAGAAGAGGGACUUAUUUUCUCAUUGUGUACAAGUAUGCAUGAAAACAAAUUAGAUUGUGGUAAAGCUUGUUUAAGUAAACAUUUUAGGGGAGUAUAUUGUUUUUCUCUGGCUUAGUUAUAUAUGAUAUGAGUUGUUUAAUGAGUGCUAUUAUUUUAUUAUUUCAAUUUUGUUAGAUACAAAGGUAUUGCUUGAAUGAAUUUUGAACAUUUGUGUGAAUGCUGUAAGAGAACUGUUUUCAUCACAUAAUAUCAGUUUCCUUAGUAAGACUGUGUAGAUGACUGGAAAAAUGUUCCUAUUAUUAUUAUUAUUAUUAGAAGCCUUUUGACUUUUGUUCCCAUGCCCUCUGAUACACGCUUUUAUUUGAAAAGAAUUAAAUUAUUAUUUGUCAUUCUAA